Molecule: messenger RNA, 1223 nt
Organism: Cucumis sativus (cucumber)
Lineage: Eukaryota; Viridiplantae; Streptophyta; Magnoliopsida; Cucurbitales; Cucurbitaceae
Product: phytanoyl-CoA dioxygenase
Exons: 9
Coding region: 146-994 (282 amino acids)
Molecular function (GO): phytanoyl-CoA dioxygenase activity
Source: RefSeq, a predicted model, not a curated record
UUAAAAAAAUAAAAAUUAAAAGAAGAAGAAAGAAGAAAGAAGAAAGAAGAAAGAAGAAUAUCGGUUGAGUUCUUCCCAUUUCUCUUCCUUCAUUUCAUUCAAUCUGAUCGAAAAUCCAAUAGGUAGUGAUUGGAGCCAGACCGCCAUGGGAAUUGUUCCUAAUCUCACUUCGGAUCAACUCCAAUUCUUUCAUUCUCACGGUUAUCUUGUGAUUGAAUCAUUCGCCACUCCUGAUGAAAUUCAUGCCAUGAGAAACCGGAUGGAACACUUGCUUCAUGGAUUUGACUGCUCCACUUCCUCUGUUUUCUCUACUGUUAAUCAGCAGCAGUCGACCGACGAUUACUUCCUUCAAAGCGCUGAGAAUAUUUCCUUCUUUUUUGAGGAAAAAGCAUUUGGAGAGGAUGGAAACUUGAAACAAGAAAAGGAGCUCUCAAUUAACAAAGUUGGUCAUGCAUUACAUGAGUUUGACCCAGUUUUCAAAAGCUUCUCCGACUCUGAGAAGUUUUCAGGUUUAUUGUUGUCAUUGGGAUACAAGAGGCCGAUAGCCAUUCAGUCUAUGUACAUAUUUAAGCAACCAGGUAUUGGAGGUGAAGUAGUGCCUCACCAGGAUAACUCGUUUCUUUACACUGAACCAACUACAUGCACAGGGCUGUGGCUGGCACUUGAAGAUGCAAAUACGACAAAUGGCUGUCUUUGGGCUAUUCCUGGAUCACAUAAAAAUGGACUUGUUAGAAGGUUUCUUAGAGGCGACAAAGGAGUGUACUUUGAUCAGCCUUCUCCUACUUACAACAAGAAAGAUUUUGUGCCUAUUGAAGUGAAAGCUGGAUCUUUGGUUGUAAUUCAUGGAGACGUUAUUCAUCAAAGCUUUGAGAAUCAGUCUCCAAAAUCAAGACAUGCGUAUAGCCUGCACGUGGUUGAUACAGAAGGUUGUGUAUGGGCUCAAGAUAAUUGGAUUAGGAGAAAAGUGCAACCUGAGCCUCUAUACGAAUCUUGAUCAAAUCUCAUGGUUUGUUUCUUCUCUACAUCUCCAUAAAAAGAGGGAAAAAAACACUUGCCCCUGGUGUUUCGCAACCAGCUACAAACACAGCUGUCACGAAGGUGCUGAAGUUUAAUAAAAUAUGUAAUCUUUCUAGCUUUAAGAGUUUCCUUACUAUUGCUAAUUGUUCAAAACUUCCCAAGCUUUAUAUAUAUAUAUAUUUUAGUUUUGAACAAUAUUCUCACAA